Molecule: messenger RNA, 2702 nt
Organism: Tilletiaria anomala UBC 951
Lineage: Eukaryota; Fungi; Basidiomycota; Exobasidiomycetes; Georgefischeriales; Tilletiariaceae
Product: alpha/beta-hydrolase
Exons: 2
Coding region: 213-2444 (743 amino acids)
Molecular function (GO): hydrolase activity
Source: RefSeq, a predicted model, not a curated record
ACGACCUCCAGGACAUGCUGCAUCGCCUGCAAGCACAAUUGGGUCAACGCACCGAACGCUGUGCAACAGGGUCGAGCAUGCGCCUCACCGUCUGCCCUGUUCUUUGCACCACCGCCUCGCGCGCCGAGUAGCGGGAGGGCCACGGCCAUAUACUGCGGCAUCCGCCAAACGAGGUUCGACGAAAACGUCGAAUGCGGCCGCCGGCUCUAGAAAUGAGCAGCGGUCGCGAUAACGAGGAGGUCGAUGUAGCCCGCGCGGUCCAGUGCGAGGACCACGGUGCGCUGGCCGUCGACGAUGGUGACGACGACGACGGCCUGCACGGCGCGCUGAGCGACUUUGUCUCCACUCGCCCGGACCUGCGCCAGCUGCUCAACCUGCGCACGAUCGAGUUCCCCAAGCAGGGCGUCGGUUUAGACUCGGAAUUUGCCAUCACCGCGCCAAUCUGGACCAAGCAGCCGUUCAAGCUGGCCUACAUGCUCUACUUUGGCCUCUCCAUCGGUCUCUUCUGGCUCCCCGUCUGGGCGCUGACGAGCAUCCCACUCAGCGGCCGCGGCCACCACAGCUGGUGCUGGAGGCGUGCAGUCACCGUCAAGCUCUUCCGCCGCGCCAGCACGCUCACCUACAAGACACACCUCACCUUCGGCAGGGACCUCAGCGUGGAGGUGCCGCACAGCGCGACCCGGUUCGGCAAGUUCACCUGGAUCGACCCUGUGCGCGAGGACCAGGUCCGCGGCGACGUCCGGCGCACAAUGCUCGAGCAAGGGCUCCGCCCCGCACGCGUUGCGGGCUUCUGGUACGGCGACAACGCGCCAGAGGACCCCGCUGCAACCGCGCACAGCUCCGAGAGCCGUCGCUUCGUGUUUCCCAAAGCUCGCCAAGGCGAAAAGGUGCUCUACCACUGCCACGGUGGCGCCAUGUUCCUCGGUACCGCACACGAGCAGGACAUCACUGCGGCCGUCAGCCUGCAGUCGCUCGCGGCGCUGAAGCACCUGUACCAGUCUUCUGCCGCCUAUGCGGACAAGGUGGCGGCGGGGGGCGCGCCGCCGCCGAGCAAGUGCACGCGAUCUUUCUCGAUCGACUACAGGCUCUGCGUCCCUGGUCGGCCCGCCCUCGGCAGCUGGCCGGCGCCGCUGCUCGACACGCUUGCCGGCUACCUGUACCUUGUGCGCGAGCUGCGCUUCGACCCGGACAAUAUCAUCCUCGUCGGUGACUCGGCCGGCGGCAACUUGUGCCUGGCUCUGUGCCGCUACUUGCGCGACGAGCACAUUGAGCGGGUCCCCGGAAAGGUCCUGCUGCUCUCGCCGUGGGCGGACAUCUCGCGCAGCCAUGGAGGUCCGCUCGAUGCGCCCAUGCGCGAUGCCAGCGCCCACCGCAACGCGCACUCCGACAUCAUCAGCAGCGAAGUCGCCUUCCGCAACACGGCCGUCUCGGCGCUACUCGGCCAUCUCCCCGCGCGCGAGGCGUACCGCAACCCAUACAUCUCGAGCGUCUCGCUGCACCUCUCUCUCGAACACGGCGGCGCCGGCCCGCACUUUGGCUUCGAGCACUUCCCCGACAAGGUCCUCGUCACGACCGGCACGGCCGAGAUCAGCUAUGACCAGCACAUCACCCUCGCUCACCGCCUGGCCGCCGGCACGCGCCGCGGUCGCCCAGUCUACGCGGGCGACCGCGUCAGCGCGCAGUGCGACCCCGGCGCCAUGUGCGACCGCCUCGCGUUCCCGCGUCCCGCCGACGCGCAGCUCGACCUCAGCAGGGCCAACUCGGCGCUCUCGCUCCAGGGUUCCCACCCCAGCGCUGCCGCUACGGAAUAUCCCCGGCCGGCAACGGGUGCUGCUUGCGGCCAGAGCGUGCGCACCGCGGUGCGCUGCCAGAACACCUCGCUGCUGCUGCCUGCGUCCACUGCGUCUGAUGCUGCUGCUGCGCCGCCGCGCGCAAAUGCGCAGACACAGCCGCUCGAAGAAGGUUGGGGCGCCGUCACGCCCGUCUUCGAGAGCUCGCCUUCGCACUUGCUCGGCCAGCCGCUUCCGUCGGCCGCUGCUUCUGCGAACUCCCCUGCCACGCAGGGCCGUCCCGACGGCAGCGGCAGCGCUGCCGGCCGCAACAGUGACAACGACCACUCCAGCGACCACGAGCUUGGCGUCGCGCAGACGCUUGCGUCGACGCCGAUCCUCGAGCAGCCGCCCCUGUCUUCCCAGCUUGGCAACGGCCUGAAGCGAGCGGGCGGCUCGUACGCGUCGUCCAUCCACCGCAAGUACACGGACGCCGGUGUGACAAUCAUGCAGGCACCGCUCGAGGUGCGUGAGGUGGUGCUCCACGAGGUCGAAGGGGCUAUUCACGACUAUCUACUGUUCCCUUGGUUCGAGCCGCAGCGCUCGCGGACUUGGCGGUAUAUCGCGCACUGGAUCGAGGACCUGGAUUUCUCCUCCAAGGACUCUCACGAAUGAACUGUGGCUACGAAGCGCCAAGCUCUCGGGGGCCGCCAGCAAGCCCACUUCCUGCCCUUGGUGCCAUCGGCCGUCAAACUGUCGGUCACCCGCAUAAGCAUUUUAAUCUCACUUGACGCCGCCUCGCUUCCUUCCCGUCUCUUUAUAUAUGUCGUUCUGUAUGCAGGCAACGCCUCUUGCCACGCACAUUCUCCAAGCAUAUUGAUUAGAUGAUCCCGUAAUGUAGCAUACAUACUUUGUCCUUGCGCGGAGUUUCCC